GCUUUUGUUGCGUCGACAACAGGCAGCUGCGUGCAGUAGAUAUUAGCGGGGUGUGCUGCCUAAGUAAACCUUACUGCAGUUACCAAAUAUAAAUGAUAGGUAGGUUAUCUACUGUGGUGCCUUGAACCUCCGGCCUGACGCAAACUUAAUCUGACUUGUUUUUUUUUUUUACUUGAGCACACCGCAACAGUCACCCAUUCCGAGUGAAUAACGUAUAAAGACCAGACAAUCGCGCGUUUCCUCCAAAUUGCCACCUGAUACCACUUUAUAUCUUUUGUCACAAAUCCUUUCGUCACGAUUCUGAAAAACUAAUCAUCUCAAUCCAACAUCAUGGGUGAAUCCGAAGCUCCCCCCGCCGCCAACUACGUCCGCCUCCAGUCAAAUGACAAUGUGCGGAUUGAUGUCGAGAAGGCUGUUGCGGAGCGGUCGCUCCUGAUCAAGAACAUGCUUGAGGAUCUUGGUCCUAACGCUGAGGGACAGACUAUCCCCAUCCCCAACGUGACCGAGCCUGUCCUUCGCAAGGUUAUCGAGUGGUGUGAGCACCAUCGUCACGACCCCCCGGCUACGAAUGAGGAUGAGUCCGACAAUCGUAAGAAGACCACCGACAUCGACGAGUGGGACCAGAAGUUCAUGCAAGUCGAUCAGGAAAUGCUCUUCGAGAUUAUCCUCGCCUCGAACUACCUCGAUAUCAAGGCGCUAUUGGAUGUUGGAUGCAAGACUGUUGCCAACAUGAUCAAGGGCAAAUCCCCCGAGGAGAUUCGUAAGACGUUCAACAUCACGAACGACUUCACCCCGGAGGAGGAAGAGCAGAUUCGUCGUGAAAACGAAUGGGCUGAGGAUCGAUAAACGCCUCAAGUCACAUUUCCGGUUGUUUUAUGAUUGCUUAAUCUUCACGCUGACUAAGUCUUAUCAAGUGAUAUGGCUGAUUUAAUGGUGGGUGGAGACAACAACCGGCCAAGAGGGUUCCUUGCGGCUUGCGGCGAAAACCAUAGGCAUUCCAUAGCUGGCCAUUUGUGUGUGGCAUUGGCAUGGAGAAGAGUGGACUCAUAUUCUUGAGAUGAACCACCUCCAACCUUUGCUCUCUUAACCAGUAUAGAUACUGGAUGGUAUCAGCAACAUUACAUGGUUAGAGAGCAUGCAAAUUUGUUUUAGGAGUUUGGAAUUAGCAUAAUGACAUUAGUAAACACCA
This is a messenger RNA of Daldinia vernicosa, 1189 nucleotides long. RefSeq names its product E3 ubiquitin ligase SCF complex, Skp subunit. Gene Ontology annotation, molecular function: cullin family protein binding. Gene Ontology annotation, biological process: mitotic cell cycle; SCF-dependent proteasomal ubiquitin-dependent protein catabolic process. The record is from RefSeq and is a predicted model, not a curated record. Gene Ontology annotation, cellular component: cytoplasm; nucleus. Lineage: Eukaryota; Fungi; Ascomycota; Sordariomycetes; Xylariales; Hypoxylaceae. Bases 331 to 846 code for a protein of 171 amino acids. The transcript has 5 exons.